AUGGUGCGGAAACCAUGUCAAACGACGUAUGUGCAUACGAAUGAGGUCACACAUGAAGUCGAGGAAUGUCUGAUCCGCAUGAAAUCGGCGGAUACGAUGAGGUCUUAUCAGCAUCAGCAUCAGCAUCAGUGUUCUGGUGCUCUUGAGACAGAAAUGAUUUCAGUGAAAGCCGGCCCAGCUCGCGCUCGUCGUCCAGCCUGGGCGGCAAGAGCUAGGCAUCAGAUAAGCGAUAAGACAAGCUUCAUUCAUUCACCUGCUCAGGCAUUUUGUAUUGAAAAUACUGUAGCCGAUUAUAUUCACAAGAUCCUGCUACAGUUUGGCAAACAAGCUCAAAUUAUUUUCCAUUCGUUUUUGUCAGAUGCACAACCACGGAAGAUGUGGGCCCAACUUUUGGAUCGUGCAAAGCCUGACGGACACCUUCUGAAGGCUCCCGACGAUUCGGAUCUGGUCAAUUUCGGUUGA
Messenger RNA from Protopolystoma xenopodis, 462 nucleotides. The record is from the annotation of a GenBank genome assembly. Lineage: Eukaryota; Metazoa; Platyhelminthes; Monogenea; Polystomatidea; Polystomatidae.